AUGAAGCUGGUGACGAAUGACGGUGAGAGCUUCGAUGUACCUCGUGAUGUGCUUCGACUUUCGAAUACUAUCAACACAAUGCUUCAUGAUCUCAAUUUGGAAAAUGAAUCUGAUGAUCCGAUCCCGAUCUGCAACGUAUCCGGUCUUAUAAUGAAAAAAGUCUUGCAGUGGUGUACGUUUCACAAGGAUGAUCCACCAAAAACUGACGAUUCCGAUAAUCGCGAGAAGCGCACUGAUGAUAUCCCUAGUUGGGAUAUGGAGUUCCUGAAAGUUGAUCAAGGAACUUUGUUUGAACUGAUCCUUGCGGCAAACUACCUCGAUAUCAAAGGUCUACUUGAUGUCGCCUGUAAAACGGUGGCCAAUAUGAUCAAAGGAAAGACACCUGAAGAAAUUCGUCGCACGUUUAAUAUCAAGAACGAUUUCACCCCAGAAGAGGAGGAGCAGAUUCGUAAGGAAAACGCAUGGUGUGAGGAUUAG
This is a messenger RNA of Haemonchus placei, 477 nucleotides long. NCBI's taxonomy places the organism in Eukaryota, Metazoa, Nematoda, Chromadorea, Rhabditida, Trichostrongylidae. The record is from the annotation of a GenBank genome assembly.